Molecule: messenger RNA, 1470 nt
Organism: Zootoca vivipara (common lizard)
Lineage: Eukaryota; Metazoa; Chordata; Lepidosauria; Squamata; Lacertidae
Product: zinc finger and SCAN domain-containing protein 31-like
Source: RefSeq, a predicted model, not a curated record
UUGUCUGGUCAAUUUGGGAAGCCAGCCAUCCACCUUACAUUACUCAUUUAUGAUGAGAAUAGGAUUUAUUUAUUUUGAACUUUACUUGGUUCCUCCUUGGUAGCCAGUGCAAUGGUUUCAGCAGUGCUAGAACUCAGGACCCGCUGCCUUGAGGGACAUCUAAGAGCAGUUUGGCAGGGGAAAGGUCUCCCUUGGGAGGUGGUGGACUCUCCUUCCUUGGAGGUUUCUAAGCAGAGAUCGGACGGCCAUCUGCCAUGGAUGCUUGAGCUGAGAUUCCUGCAUUGCUGGGGGUUGGACUAGAUGACCCCGGGAUGCGCUCCUAUCUCUCCACUCCUGAAUUCGAGGAGGAGGUUCCUUGCCUCCUGCAAAGCCCUUUUCCCUGCAAGCUGUUCCUCUGGUUUCCGGACAACAGAGGGAGAUGCUCAGAGUCCAACCAAGAGCCUCACCCCCAAAAGGAUAUCUGGGCAUUGGCGUAGCCAGGGGGGCAGCUGCACCCCUAAAUCCCUAAAAAAUAAUAAAACGGCGAGCUCGGCUUUGCAAGGGUUAAAGGGAACCUAGCUGCCUUCCUAGAGAGGACAGGAAGCAAGAGGGGGGCCAGGUCCUCCAGAGCCAAGGAGCCUCCCUCCCUCCCCAGUCCUUUCCUGCUUUGGUGUCUCUCCUGCAAGGGCUGCAUCGCUGUCCCUUCACUCCUGGGAUGAUCGGGAUUUGCUAGAGCUUCUCAUUAAGACGGACAGAACUCGGCAGAAGACCAAAGGGUUCCUUCCGAUCUAUUAGAGGCUUCCUGAGAGCAGAGAUGGAUGAGCGAGAUUCAGCUGGCCCUGGAACAGGAAGAAGACAUGCCAUCCAAUCUGGGAGCAGUGGGGGAUUCUGGGAAAACCCAGUGCAGAAGAUCCUGGGUGAGGAGGACACCCUCCGCUCAGAGGUGCAGAGCCAGAAGUUGAGGCAGUUCUGCUGCCAGGAGGCCAAAGGACCCCGAGAGGUUUGUAGCCGAAUCUACCACUUUUGCCACCAGUGGCUGAAGCCAGAAAGGCACACGAAAGCUGAGAUGCUGGACCUGGUGAUCUUGGAGCAGUUCCUGGCUGUCCUUCCCCUGGAGAUGGAGAGCUGGGUGAGGGAAUGCGGAGCGGAGACCAGUUCCCAGGUGGUGGCCCUGGCCGAAGGUUUCCUCCUGAGUCAGGCAGAGGAGAGAAAGCAGGAAAAGGAUCAUUUUGCAGAAAUGGACCUGGAUUCCUGUGAGGCAGAGAGGCCUCCGUUGGACACCAAAGAGAGGUCACUGGGUAAGGAGGAAGGUGGUUUGUCUCCGUUUGGUCUCAUUCUGUUGGUUUUCCAACUCAUCUGAGGGUUCUUUUCACCUUGUUUUGGGGGGCACAAACGUCCAAUUACUCUCAACAGGUAAGGCUUUCUCAAAGGCCCAUCUGUAGUUAGAGCUGCCCUGUUCCACCUGUGAGAGAAGCAGGCACUCCUGGCGUC